AUGCGCAUGCGUAACUGUUGGAACCAAAAAAGGCAGAUUCGAUCAGAUGACAUUCGCGACUUUCAAGUUGACUGUCAACAAACAAAAAACAAAGACAGAGAAGAGUAUAAUAAAACUGAGGAGGAAAACUGCCAUAUUAACAACUACAGAAGCGUCAUUCGUAAUGAUUUUAUCCAAUUAAAAGACAGACUCGAUGAAUACAGUUCGAGUCCUUAUAAGGCUGAUAAGAAAAGUAAUGAUCCACAUUCAAUGAAACUAGGAAACGAGUCGAAGAUUAUGCAUUCUGAGAAAUCGGAUCAAAGAAUUCUGUCUCAAAGUCCAGAAAAAGAUCGCAGGAAUAAUCCAAACAUUAUCCUACCGGAGGACUUGUUCCAUUCUAGAAACACGGGUCUAUGGAAUAAAGUACCAGAAGGUGGUAAACAAUGGAACAGUCUAGAAGAUUCUUCCUGCAAAAAUGAUCCAGGAGACAAACAGCUUGAAGCUCUAGUACAAGAAAAUUAUAACGAGAACAACAUUGGCCUUUCCAGAAGUAGGCCGAAUAACACCGAGGUUAGAUAUGUUGAUUCAUCGGGAUUUUUCUUUAAACCAAGUACUGGUGGUCUUGGUUUUCCAGCUUCGUGGGAACCAACUGAAACGUCCAGUGCUUAUCAAAAGAAAACUAUACAAGAGGAACCAAUAAGACCGGUCACCAAAACCUUUCCUUUACCCAAAGCAUACAGAAAUAAUAUGCUGUUACGUAAACACGUGAACUCUGACCUUUACACUGGGGUACGUAAAACGACAGAUAUUCAAGUUCAGGAUAACGGUAAGUUCUACGACCCACCAGAAACAAUCAGUGCUCUUGUUCAUCGGGAAAUAACAAAAGCUGUUAAAGAGAUCAGUGGCUGGCUGUGA
Limulus polyphemus (Atlantic horseshoe crab) is the source of this 894-nucleotide messenger RNA. RefSeq lists its product as uncharacterized. The transcript has a single exon. Lineage: Eukaryota; Metazoa; Arthropoda; Merostomata; Xiphosura; Limulidae. The record is from RefSeq and is a predicted model, not a curated record. Bases 1 to 894 code for a protein of 297 amino acids.